This is a messenger RNA of Jatropha curcas, 1498 nucleotides long. It is a transcript of the gene CER10, whose product is annotated as 3-oxo-5-alpha-steroid 4-dehydrogenase family protein. NCBI's taxonomy places the organism in Eukaryota, Viridiplantae, Streptophyta, Magnoliopsida, Malpighiales, Euphorbiaceae. Gene Ontology annotation, molecular function: oxidoreductase activity, acting on the CH-CH group of donors. The record is from RefSeq and is a predicted model, not a curated record. Gene Ontology annotation, biological process: very long-chain fatty acid biosynthetic process.
AAUUAGUUAUUGGCAAUUAAAGUGGGUGUCGGUUUAUCAAUUUAGCCAUGGUUAGCUCUCCUACUUCCCAACCGCACGACUUUAAUAUAUCCGCCUAGAAUAGGCCCAAACCCAUCUCUGCUUUUCUUUUGUAAAUCCUCUGCUUAUUUUCGAUUCGAGAUCUCAUUCAAAUUCCUGCUUCUACUUAGCUUCUUUAAAUCUUGAGCUUGAAGGGUUUUGCUUUGUUUAUCAUUUGGUCAAUUUGGUCUCUCUCAUUUGAUCUCCGAAAUGAAGGUCUCUGUAGUUUCGCGAAGUGGCAGAGAGCUCAUUAAAGGAGGACUUGAGCUUAAUGAUUCGGCUACAGUGGCUGAUCUGCAGGAGGCAAUUCAUAAGCGAACCAAAAAAUUCUACCCUUCAAGACAGCGGCUGACUCUUCCUCUUCCACCGGGAUCAAAGGAGAGGCCUGUAGUCCUUAAUUACAAGAAGAGUCUCAAGGAUUAUUGUGAUGGGAAUUCAUUAACUGUAGUUUUAAAGGACCUGGGUCCACAAGUUUCCUAUCGCACCCUUUUUUUCUGGGAGUACUUGGGUCCUUUGGUCCUUUAUCCUGUCUUUUACUUCUUUCCUGUUUACCAGUACUUUGGCUACAAGGGGGAACGCGUGAUCCAACCAGUUCAGACAUAUGCUUUAUUGUAUUGGUGCUUCCACUACUUCAAACGCAUCAUGGAAACAUUUUUUGUGCACCGAUUUAGCCAUGCAACUUCACCACUGUCCAAUGUGUUCCGAAAUUGUGCUUAUUACUGGACAUUUGGUUGCUAUAUUGCUUACUAUGUGAACCACCCACUUUACACUCCUGUUAGCGAUCUUCAAUGGAAGAUUGGAUUUGGGUUUGGUUUGAUUUGUCAAGUUGCAAACUUUUAUUGCCACAUCUUGCUAAAAAAUCUUCGCAGUCCAGAUGGGGGUGGAGGGUAUCAAAUCCCACGUGGAUUUCUCUUUGAUAUUGUGACCUGUGCAAAUUACACAACAGAGAUCUAUCAGUGGUUGGGUUUCAAUAUUGCAACACAGACUGUUGCAGGCUACAUCUUUCUUGUGGUUGCUGCUAUGAUCAUGACCAAUUGGGCCCUUGCAAAGCACCGCCGAUUGAAGAAGCUAUUUGAUGGGAAGGAUGGAAGACCUAAAUAUCCACGCCGAUGGGUUAUACUGCCCCCAUUUCUAUAGAAAUGAUAAGCUAUUCCACCAAUUAUCUAAUGCGUCGGUACUUGUUUUUCACAACACCAAGAAUUCCAUAUUGUGGUUCAUCCUUCUCAGAUGUGAAUUUGGAGGUCAUACUUUCACCAAAUUGCUUGAAAGAUGUUAGUCUCUUUUAUUUAGACUGGAAAUUACUGGAAACUAGAGCGCAAUCUUGUCAAACAUUUGCUUUUAGUAAAUCUUUCUUCAAUCUGUUAAAUUAUUGGGGGAGUUCUAUGAAUCUUGUCAGUUUUAACUAAUUAGUUGAAUUGCAACUCCUUGAUGAUCCUUGUUA